GUGGGAGGAGAUCCGCUCGCACACACGAGGAGGAGGGUUGAGCCGCCGCCGCCGCCGCCUCUGUCGUCGUCGCGAGUGUGGAGUCGGGACUGGAGCUGCUGCCGCGGCGACGCCGGGGAUCUUUGUCGCUAGCUCCCGGCCUUUCUGCCCCGCCGCCUUCCCUUGGUCAGCACUGCCCACUCCUCCCCGGCCGGGCGCCCCUGCCUCCAUUUCCCGCUCUCUGUCCACCACACACACGGCCCCCCCGAUCAUGGAUCCGGGCAGUGGCGGCGGCGGCGGUGGCGGCGGCGGGAGCAGCAGCGGCAGCAGCAGCAGCGACUCGGCGCCUGACUGCUGGGACCAGGCGGACAUGGAAGCCCCUGGGCCGGGCUCGUGCGGCGGCGGCGGCGGCGGCGGCGGCUCCCUGGCGGCGGCGGCCGAGGCCCAGCGGGAGAACCUCAACGCGGCCUUCAGCCGGCAACUGAACGUCAACGCCAAGCCCUUCGUGCCCAACGUCCACGCCGCCGAGUUCGUGCCGUCUUUCCUGCGGGGCCCGGCAGCGCCGCCACCCCCAGCUGGCGGCGCCGCCAAUAACCACGGAGCCGGCAGCGGUGCGGGAGGCCCUGCGGAUGAAUCCCUCUCUGUCGCCCAGGCUGGAGUGCACUGGCACCAUCUUAGCUCACUGCGACCUCUGCCUUCCCGGUUCAAGCGAUUCUCCUGCCUCAGCCUCCCAGCACCUGUGGAAUCCUCUCAAGAGGAACAGUCAUUGUGUGAAGUCUCUUGUCUAGGUUCAAAUUCAGCUGUUAGCAUGGAACUUUCAGAACCUAUUGUAGAAAAUGGAGAGACAGAAAUGUCUCCAGAAGAAUCAUGGGAGCACAAAGAAGAAAUAAGUGAAGCAGAGCCAGGGGGUGGUUCCUUGGGAGAUGGAAGGCCGCCAGAGGAAAGUGCCCAUGAAAUGAUGGAGGAGGAAGAGGAAAUCCCAAAACCUAAGUCUGUGGUUGCACCGCCAGGUGCUCCUAAGAAAGAGCAUGUAAAUGUAGUAUUCAUUGGGCACGUAGAUGCUGGCAAGUCAACCAUUGGAGGACAAAUAAUGUAUUUGACUGGAAUGGUUGACAAAAGGACACUUGAAAAAUAUGAAAGAGAAGCUAAAGAGAAAAACAGAGAAACUUGGUACUUGUCUUGGGCCUUAGACACAAAUCAAGAAGAACGAGACAAGGGUAAAACAGUAGAAGUGGGUCGUGCCUAUUUUGAAACUGAAAAGAAGCAUUUCACAAUUCUAGAUGCCCCUGGCCACAAGAGUUUUGUCCCGAAUAUGAUUGGUGGUGCCUCUCAAGCUGAUUUGGCUGUGCUGGUAAUCUCAGCCAGGAAAGGAGAGUUUGAAACUGGAUUUGAAAAAGGAGGACAGACAAGAGAACAUGCAAUGUUGGCAAAGACAGCAGGUGUAAAACACCUAAUUGUGCUAAUUAAUAAGAUGGAUGAUCCAACAGUAAAUUGGAGCAACGAGAGAUAUGAAGAAUGUAAAGAGAAACUAGUGCCAUUUUUGAAAAAAGUUGGCUUCAAUCCCAAAAAGGACAUUCACUUUAUGCCCUGCUCAGGGCUUACUGGAGCAAAUCUCAAAGAGCAGUCAGAUUUCUGUCCUUGGUACAUUGGAUUACCAUUUAUUCCAUAUCUGGAUAAUUUGCCAAACUUCAAUAGAUCAGUUGAUGGACCAAUCAGGCUGCCAAUUGUGGAUAAGUACAAGGAUAUGGGCACUGUGGUCCUAGGAAAGCUGGAAUCAGGAUCUAUUUGUAAAGGCCAGCAGCUUGUGAUGAUGCCAAACAAGCACAACGUGGAAGUUCUUGGAAUACUUUCCGAUGAUGUAGAAACUGAUACUGUAGCCCCAGGUGAAAACCUCAAAAUCAGACUGAAAGGAAUUGAAGAAGAGGAGAUUCUUCCAGGGUUUAUACUUUGUGAUCCUAAUAAUCUUUGUCAUUCUGGACGCACAUUUGAUGCCCAGAUAGUGAUUAUAGAGCACAAAUCCAUCAUCUGCCCAGGCUAUAAUGCGGUGCUGCAUAUUCAUACCUGUAUUGAGGAAGUCGAAAUAACAGCCUUAAUCUGCUUGGUAGACAAAAAAUCAGGGGAAAAAAGUAAGACCCGACCCCGUUUUGUGAAACAAGAUCAAGUAUGCAUUGCUCGCUUAAGGACAGCAGGAACCAUCUGCCUUGAGACCUUUAAAGACUUCCCUCAGAUGGGUCGUUUCACCUUAAGAGAUGAGGGAAAGACCAUUGCAAUUGGAAAAGUUCUGAAACUGGUUCCAGAGAAAGACUAAUUUUCUUGAUGACCCUGCACAAUACUGUGAGGAAAAUUGACUGCAAAAGCCUACUUCACACCGCCUUCUCUUAUUUUCUGCCCAUUGAUAAACCUUUCCCCAUAUUUCGCAAAGAGGAAAUUCACAGCAAAAGUCCACAUUAUGUCAGCUUUCUCAUAUUGAGAGCUCUGCUAUGCCACUGUUGAAUUUUUCCCAAGAUUCCCGUCCCUAGCACCCCCUUCAAACUCUGCUUCCUUGGACAGAUUUGGCAAUAGCUUUGUAAGUGAUGUGGACAUAAUUGCCUACAAUAAUGAAAACCUACAGGAAUUUUUUUAUUUUUCAUUUUCCCCUUAAGCAUAUUUAGUAUUUUUCCCCCAGGCAGAUCAUUCUGAGUGUGCGAGUGUGUGUGCACAUGUUACAAAGGCAACUACCAUGUUAAUAAAAUAUUGAAUUUGAAA
This is a messenger RNA of Symphalangus syndactylus (siamang), 2724 nucleotides long. RefSeq names its product G1 to S phase transition 1 (gene GSPT1). The record is from RefSeq and is a predicted model, not a curated record. Lineage: Eukaryota; Metazoa; Chordata; Mammalia; Primates; Hylobatidae. Gene Ontology annotation, molecular function: GTP binding; GTPase activity.